Plasmopara halstedii is the source of this 1101-nucleotide messenger RNA. Its product is annotated as atp-binding cassette superfamily. Lineage: Eukaryota; Oomycota; Peronosporomycetes; Peronosporales; Peronosporaceae. The transcript has 5 exons. Gene Ontology annotation, cellular component: cytosol. Bases 1 to 1101 code for a protein of 366 amino acids. Gene Ontology annotation, molecular function: fatty acyl-CoA hydrolase activity; long-chain fatty acyl-CoA binding. Gene Ontology annotation, biological process: fatty acid metabolic process; acyl-CoA metabolic process. The record is from RefSeq and is a predicted model, not a curated record.
AUGGUCCUUAAAAAGCUCGUGGGCACCGCGCAAGACAUAUGGCGCAUGCGGCGCAUGCCUGCUCAAGUGCGUGCUAAAGACACGCGGUUGGCAUUCACCGACAUUAUUGGCGACGAAAGUCAAAAGGGCAGAUGGCUGCGUACGGGUCCCAUCUUACAGCUAAUGGACGUUCUAGCUGGCACAAUUUCAUCGCGCGUAUCACUGGGUGCCAUUGCGACUAUUUCAUUUGACCGUGUCGAUCUGGUUAAGCCUGUGUAUCAUGGCGACUUAGUGCGCGUUGAGGGCGAAGUCAUAGGUCUUAGUAAUUCAUCGAUGGCGGUGCAGGUCAGUGGUUACCGCCACGAUAUUCCUACUGGCACAUUCCAACACACACACGACGCUAUCAUUACAAUGGUCGCCAUCACUCGCUUCGGGCGACCGAGAAAAGGCCUCCCGCAACUAUUUGACGCCGAUCGAGCCGACUACUGCCUUGAAAUGAGGAAGCUAGCCAAUCAGCGCAAGGAGCUAGCUAAGCAAUGGCAAAAUGAGCAGGAAGCUGUGGAUAAGCUUCCAUUUAUUAGAAAGAGCGACAUUGUGCGUGGAGAAUCAAAGCAAAAUUACGUUGCGGUGAGCGAGACAGAGAUUGAAGUACGGAACUGGUUCUUGCCUCGCAAUCUUAACAUCAAUGAAACGGUCUUUGGUGGUGACUUGCUCGCGUGGAUGGACCGAGCCGCGCUUUACUGUGCUGAAAACUUCACAAAAUCAGAGAAAAUGGUUACUAUUUCUAUGAACCGUGUGCUGUUCAAAUUGCCAAUUUCGGCAUCAGAUGUUGUCACGGCGCGUGCUCGUGUAGUCAAUGUUCGUCGCUUCCGUCUUGAGGUCGAAGUUGAAGUGUUCGUUCACUCUGUUGUGGACGGUGGUGGGCGCAAAUCUCAUAGCGGCUACUUCACGGUGCUUAAUUUGGAUGAAAAGAACGCGUUUAAGUUGAUUGAAAAAGGUCUGAAGAUCGACGAGGAUAACCAAAGCGAGAUGCGCAUCCUUUUGAAAGCCCAAAAACGCCUGGAAUUUGCUGAACAAAGCAAAAAACUAAACUCUCUCUUAACAUUGGAGCCCCGUUUGUAA